UUCGUUUUAACCGAAAAAAAAAAGAAAAGAAUUCCAAUGUUUCUGACCCAUAAAUACCAAAACCCUAAAACAGCCGACUCCCGCCGAAAAUCAUCUCUGAAAUCAACUUGCUUUAAAGUAAAAAUGGUACUGAAGCUAUUCGAUGAUGUUGACGACGAUGAUAAACUCGACAAAAUCGAAAUCAACGAAGAAUUCGCCCGCCGCUACGAGCACAACAAGAAGAGAGAAGACUUACAAAAGCUAGAGGAGCUGAAGAAGAAAGGCGCCAUUGAUGACUCCGACACAUCAUCAUCAGAAGAAGAAGAUGAAGAAGAGGAUUUGAACAAUUCAACUAAUUUAAAGUUCUUUGAUGGUUUGCUUAAGAUUAAAAAAGGCGAUCCUGUUUUGAAUAAUCAAGAUGCUAAGUUAUUCGAUUCGGAUGAGUCCAAGUCGGAGGAGGGAUUGGAGGAAGAGGAGAGAAAAAUGAAAAAGAAAAAGAAAAAGAAAAAGCCAAUGUACUUGAAGGAUGUAGUAUCUAAGCAUUUGAUAGAGGAAGGUCCCGAAUUUGGAGACGAAGAGGAAGAGGAGGAAGAGAAGAAGAAAGUGAAGACGUAUUCCGAAGAGCAAGAUGAUUUGAGAGAGGAGUUUUUAAAUGCCGUUAAGGAGGAUGAGGACGAUGAGGACUUGUUUAAGGUGAAAGAGACUGAUGAGGAACGAAGAGGGGAUGGAGAUACGGAGUUUACGAACAAGUUGGAUGAGUUUUUCGGGGAGGAUGAUAAGUUGGAUGAGGAGACAGUGUUUUUGAAGGAUUAUUUUAGGAAGGAGAUGUGGAGGGAUGAUAAGAAAAGGAAGAGUGAUGAUGUGGUGAUGGAGGAGGUGGAGUUUUCGGAGGAUGAGGAAGAGAUUGAGAGACAAGAGGAUUACGAGAGAGAGUUUAAUUUUAGAUAUGAGGAAAAUGCAGGUGAUAGAGUGUGGGGACAUUCGAGGAAGGUGGAGGGAUCGGUGAGGAAGAAGACGAAUGCUAGGAAAGUGCAGAGGGAGAGAAAGGAAGAUAGAAUGGCGCAGGCCGAAGAGGAGAGGAAGCAGGAGUUGAAACGGUUGAAGAACUUGAAGAAGAAGGAGAUGAAGGAGAAGCUUGAGAAGAUUAAGGAGACUGCUGGGAUAGGAGAUGAUGGGGUUUGCUUGUUGGAUGUGGAUGAUUUGGAGGAGGAAUUUGAUCCAGACGAGUACGAUAGAAAGAUGAAAACGGCUUUUGGUGAUGCCUACUAUGAGGCAGAUGAUAUGGAUGCUGAGUUUGGAAAUGAUGAGGAUGAACUUGAAAAGCCAGAUUUUGACAAGGAAGAUGAGUUACUUGGACUACCCAAGGGAUGGGGUAAUGUGGACGAGCCUCGCGAUGGGUUUUUAUCAACCAGGGAAAAACUUCUGAAAGCUAUAGAGAAUGAAGGUGAUCAUGAGCAAACAGCAGACGACAACAAAGGAAGUGGAGAUGACAAUGAGGUUGCUGAAGAAGGUAAGCGAAAGAAGAAACGGAAGCGGUCUAAUACAGUCAUGAAGGCAGUUAGAGAAGAACUAAUGGAGGAGUAUUAUAAAUUGGACUAUGAGGAUACAAUUGGGGAUUUAAAGACAAGAUUUAAGUAUAGGCCUGUCAAAGCUAAGAGAUUCGGGCUUGCUCCAGAGGAGGUGCUAAUGAUGGAGGAUAAGGAGUUAAAUCAGUAUGUUCCUUUGAAGAAGAUAGCGCCAUAUAGAGAAAAGGAAUGGAAGGUGCCCCGCAUUAAAUUGCACCAACUGAAAACAGGACUUAAAGGAGUAUCAGAUGUGCCUAAAUCUGAGAAGAAGCAAAAGUUUGAUAAUAAGGAAAAAGUUGAAGGUGAGACAGAUGAUAGGAAAAGGAAACAGGAGGAAUCUAAUGGAGAUACAACCAAAAAAUCCGGACGAAGUAGGAAACGAAAGAAACAAGCCGAGCAUAAUCUAUCUACAUCAAGGCUUAAGGCAUAUUCAGCUAACCCAUCAGGGUCAAACAGCAAAAAGAAGUAGCAGCCAGUCAAUGGGGGAAGCUUUAUAUUACAGGUUUAUCUUGGUGAACAAUGAAAAUGUCGUGGCCACAAAUCUAGUCCACUGGCAAGGGCCAGCGCGGAAAAGAGUUUUGCAGAUCUAGCUAGAUGAUUGUAUUUUAAGUUGUGUCUGUUAGAAAAUUAUCAUAGUUCUUACGGAUCUCCCUGGGUGGAUUAACCAUUACAAUUGAGUUCUAUAAAUUUCUUUAAUUGAGAUUACCGGAGGA
Capsicum annuum is the source of this 2257-nucleotide messenger RNA. Its product is annotated as protein KRI1 homolog. Bases 37 to 2013 code for a protein of 658 amino acids. The transcript has 2 exons. Lineage: Eukaryota; Viridiplantae; Streptophyta; Magnoliopsida; Solanales; Solanaceae. Gene Ontology annotation, cellular component: 90S preribosome; nucleolus. The record is from RefSeq and is a predicted model, not a curated record. Gene Ontology annotation, biological process: endonucleolytic cleavage in ITS1 to separate SSU-rRNA from 5.8S rRNA and LSU-rRNA from tricistronic rRNA transcript (SSU-rRNA, 5.8S rRNA, LSU-rRNA).